AUGGCGCUGACCAACUCGCAGUGCCAGGAGAUUCGCGCAACGGUGCCGGCGCUCAACGCCCGCGGCGAAGAAAUCAUCGCCUCCUUCUACCAAAGCCUGCUGCGCGGACAUGCCGAGCUUCGCAGCUACUUCAACACCGCCAACCAGCAGAACAAGCUCCAGCCGAGGGCAAUGGCCUCGCUCAUCAUCCAGUUCGCCAACAACGCGAGCCACUUGUAG
Metarhizium album ARSEF 1941 is the source of this 219-nucleotide messenger RNA. RefSeq names its product flavohemoprotein. The transcript has a single exon. Lineage: Eukaryota; Fungi; Ascomycota; Sordariomycetes; Hypocreales; Clavicipitaceae. Gene Ontology annotation, biological process: nitric oxide catabolic process; cellular response to nitrosative stress. Gene Ontology annotation, cellular component: intracellular anatomical structure. The record is from RefSeq and is a predicted model, not a curated record. The coding region runs from base 1 to 219 and encodes 72 amino acids. Gene Ontology annotation, molecular function: oxygen binding; nitric oxide dioxygenase [NAD(P)H] activity; heme binding.